GUGUGUCUAUAAAAACUUACGUUAGAAGGAUUUUUGUAUUAAAGUUUGUUCGUAGAAAGAAAGCUACGGCUGACCAGUUGCGCUCAGGAUAUUCGACGAUUUCGGACACGUUGAAGCGGGCGUGAGAUUUUCAACUAUGGGAAAGCCAACAAACGGAUUUCGCGUCUUGGUCACGACAUUUCUUCUGCUAGCACUGAUUGCAAUUUGUAAUGCGCUAUCGUUGGCCGAAGCACAAGAGGAAGAGAAGAAACUGGAGGAAUUAAUGAGGGUGAAGAAAAACAAGCCUGGAAAGAACAAACCUCGAUUAUAUGCUACACAGCACCAGGUAGAGACCCUCCCCGGUCAGUUCGAAGGCGACUUGUUGAUAACACCAGAACAAGCUGAACGCAUUAAACAAGAAACAGGCAAAAAUGUCCCCGCUUUUUUUCGCAAGAAGAGGUCAUACGUCGCACAAAAGAGAAAAGCAAUGAGAGACACCAAUAGCCAUUGGAAAAUGGGGAUUGUGCCUUAUGUGUUCAGUUCUUCUAUAGCUCCCCAGGGCCAAGAAAAUAUCAAGAAAGCCAUGAAGCACUGGGAAGAACACACGUGCAUUCGUUUCAGGCCUUAUACAAGUGCCCUGAUGCAGUGGCUGCAACAUGAUGAUUAUGUAGACUUCUAUAACGGGACCGGGUGUCACUCUCACGUUGGUCGAAUUGGUGGAAAACAAGAAAUUUCGAUCGGCCUAUAUUGCGAUUCCAUGUUGGGUACUAUAGUUCAUGAGAUUGGACAUGCUUUGGGCUUCUAUCAUGAACAAUCCAGACCUGACCGAGAUAGUUUUGUCAACGUAAAGUUAGAAAACGUGUUACCUGGCAGAGCCGGAAACUUUGAAAAAUAUGGCCGCGAUGAAAUCAACGAUGGAAAUGUUCCCUAUGAUCUUGGCUCGGUGAUGCACUACGGCAGCAGCGAAUUUGCCAACGGUGACAAGCUGACUGUGGAGACACGUGACAAGGAGAUGCAGAACGUGGUCGGACAAAGAAUAGGACUGAGUUUUUACGACAUCAAGCUGGCUAACCAAAUGUACAAAUGCGAUGCACACUGUAAUUCCAACAUCAAGUGUGAGAACGGUGGGUUUAUUGGUCCUGAUUGUAACUGCAAGUGUCCACACGGACUUGGCGGGCCAUUCUGUAACGACAUCAACAGAGCGGACGUCCCAUGUGGCGGUGUGUAUGCUGCCAGUGAAGGUACAAUUCAAACUCCUAACUUCCCUAGCAAUUACAUGGAUUCAACAACAUGUUACUGGCUUAUUAAGGCCCCCAUCGGAUCUAAAAUUCAACUGACGUUCCAACAUUUCGACAUUGAACUAGACCAGCUUGACAACGGACGCUAUGAAUGCGGUUAUGACUGGGUGGAAAUUCGAAAAUAUGGACCUGAAAAAGCAGGACCAAGGUUCUGCGGUAGGCAAAAGGAAGGACAGACAGAAAUCUACAAUGUCAACAACCUUCUGAUUAAGUUUGCCUCAGAUUCUGAUUACAACAACCAGGGUUUCCAGGCAAAAUAUAAAAUCAUACCUGGUACACAAGGAGCAAGUGCUGGAGGUUGGACAGCAUUCAGUGCCUGGACACAGUGUCCUGUCACCUGUGGUGGUGGAAUACAGGUACGCAUGCGUACCUGCCUCCCCCCUGGCAACACCUGUCCCGGCAAAGAUUUGGAAUUUCUGAGAUGCAACGUUAACCCUUGUUAAGGUAUUCAUUUCUGCCAAGGGAUAGUGACAAGGAACUACAUGAAUUCUGCACUUUCUCAAAACGAUAUGUCACUUAACUACAAGAUUUUGUUGUAGAAAUCGGUUUUUUCUAUCUAGAUUUUAAGUGUACAAAUCGAAAAUCUCAUUAUUUCAAGUGAAAAGUGUGACUAUUAGGAGGGCAUGAAGACUGAUACUGUUCCGGGUGUGGCACUAGUGGUACCUACAAUGUUUUUAUAUACCUCCAAAAUUAAAAGAUGGAAUCAAAGCCUCUGACAUUUUCCACAUUAAAUUACGCCCGUCAUAUGGUACAUUU
Lingula anatina is the source of this 2033-nucleotide messenger RNA. RefSeq names its product protein SpAN. Gene Ontology annotation, biological process: molting cycle, collagen and cuticulin-based cuticle; proteolysis. NCBI's taxonomy places the organism in Eukaryota, Metazoa, Brachiopoda, Lingulata, Lingulida, Lingulidae. The record is from RefSeq and is a predicted model, not a curated record. Gene Ontology annotation, molecular function: zinc ion binding; metalloendopeptidase activity.